Rhagoletis zephyria (snowberry fruit fly) is the source of this 1563-nucleotide messenger RNA. It is a transcript of the gene Jhbp5, whose product is annotated as Juvenile hormone binding protein 5. NCBI's taxonomy places the organism in Eukaryota, Metazoa, Arthropoda, Insecta, Diptera, Tephritidae. The record is from RefSeq and is a predicted model, not a curated record. Gene Ontology annotation, biological process: multicellular organismal reproductive process.
UUUCUAACGAAUCGCCAAACGUACACAUGAGGAGGUAUCUCUUUGACAGGAGAUACUCCGUCAAGCGUUACUAAGAAUUUCAAUUGGCUAAGAAGCAGCAGUGAUUGCCAUGUAACGCAGUUCCUUGGAGUGUUAUUAGAGGAGUGUCAAUAGCGUCAAUUGGUUUCUUGGGAGAUCCAUUGUAAAAUUGGUCGGUAAUACGAUAACUCAGAAAUUAAUAAGGCCCUUACAAAAUAUCAGUCGAGUCAAUAUAACUAAAUCGUAACUCUCAAAAACGUCUAGAAAGUUGGUGCGGCGGAGUAUGCGCCUAAGGAAACAAAUAUCACGAGUUAAACAUUGGCGUGAAUAAAAACCGUAAAAUAACCAAAAAAGAAAAUCAAUAUAUUAACGGAAACUUCUGUUUGAAACACCCUUUACAUUUCCCAAGCAAAACUGAACAUUUCAAAAUAAACAACGCAAAAGUGCAGAUUCAGCAAUGUCAACUCUUGACCGCCGAAAAGGUUGACUUUCACCUUGCGCAUCGCUUGAGAAAAUUUGUAAACUCAGCAUUCUAUGGAACUGAGCGCUCUAUAAAACCAGUAAUUAUGCGCUCGCAGUAAUGUAUUCACCACCGAGCUGUGCGGGUGUAAAUUUCGCAAUGAAUAAAAUUAAUUUAUUAUUUAAAGCGUUUUUGUUGCUGGCCAUUUACUGUAGCGCCAGUUUAGCUGGACCCAACUUCAAAAAGGAGCGCGUAAAGUUACCAUCCUUUGUGAAGAUAUGUCGACGCAAUGAUCCAAACUUAGAUGUAUGCGCACGCAAGUCAUUGUUGGCUCUGAAAGAUUUUCUCGAUUAUGGCAUACCAGAGCUAUUCAUACCGCCCAUAACACCAUUGGUGGUGCCCGAAAUUAGAAUGGAUCAAGACUCAGGUGCAGUUUACCUGCACUCCAUCUUUAAGAAUAUCACCAUAAAUGGUUUGGAUGAUUUCACGCUCAACGAGCUGCAUAUUGAUCCAGAGAAAAUGAGAUUUACUUUGGGAAUGGGUGUGCCUAAAAUAGCCAUGGAUGCGAAAUAUGUAUUGAAAGGCAAAAUUAUGAUGAUGCCACUGAUGGGCGAGGGAGAUUUCAAAGCGAAUUUCACCGAUGUUGAGCUCAACACACUGAUUACGGCGGAACGCUACAAAAAGCAUGGUCGCGUAUUUGCCAAAGUGAAGGAUGUCAAGGUGGAGUACACGCUUGGCAAAACGGAAUUGCAUUUUAGCAAUCUCUUCAAUGGUGAUGAAGCGCUGGGCGAGCGUAUGAAUAUGUUUUUGAACGAGAACUGGGAUUCACUCUCGGAUGAGCUGCGUCCACUGAUGGAGCGUUCGAUUGCUGAGUUGGUACGCGCUUCGACGGUGAAGAUUUUCGAUACUUACAGUUUUGACGAUUUGUUGCCCGAAUGAAGUGUUGGAAGUUUGUUAUUCCUUCAAUCCCUUAAACAAAUAUUAAAAUUUAGCCCUUUUUUUUUAUAUAAAAACGUAAUUUUACUUGUACUAAUCUGCCUUCGUUAUACUUAUUUCCGGAAAAUUCGUUCCAACAAAUAGCGAGC